GUGGUACCAUUUCGUCUGACAAGGAAUAUCGUGAACGGAUUCGGCGUAACGGGAGUGGAGGGUGCAUUCCGGCGAUCAUGUGAGACAACAAUGCGCGUGUUACGAGAGAAUGAAGCUGUUCUGCAUACGGUUCUGCAAACGUUUGUGCAUGAUCCUUUGCUGGAGUGGAUGCACAGUGAAGUGAGAGCACAACAAUUGAAACAGGUUUGUUGA
Anisakis simplex (herring worm) is the source of this 213-nucleotide messenger RNA. The record is from the annotation of a GenBank genome assembly. Lineage: Eukaryota; Metazoa; Nematoda; Chromadorea; Rhabditida; Anisakidae.